This is a messenger RNA of Caenorhabditis angaria, 1191 nucleotides long. The record is from the annotation of a GenBank genome assembly. Lineage: Eukaryota; Metazoa; Nematoda; Chromadorea; Rhabditida; Rhabditidae.
AUGUCUGACAGUGAGGAUGAUUAUAUGUCAGCUGAUAUUUUAUCAGAAGUUAGUGAUAAACCAGUUGGAAUUGCAAAAUCUCGAGCACAUCAAAGACAAUUAAAUAUUCAUGCAAGAUUUGAGGAAACUCGAACAAUUGAAAAACCAAAACGCCAAACUUUGGCUGAAAAAGAAAAAGAACGUCGAGAAGAAGCGCUGGCAAAACCAAUCAGUCACGAAUCAAAAGGAUUUGCAUUGAUGGCAAAAAUGGGCUUCAAACCUGGAAUGACAUUGGGAAAAAAGAGAGAAACUACAGAAGAACAUGAAGAAAGCGAGCAGAAACGAUUGAAAAUCCCAAUUUCUAUUGAAAUAAAAGAGGGUCGAAAAGGAUUGGGUCAUGAAAAACAAGAAAUCGCUGUGAGAAAUGAAAAAGUUGAGGCGGUUAUGAGAAAAAUGAAAGAACAAGCAGCGAAACAUGAAGAACUCAUUGUUGACUACAAAAUUCGACGAAGACAAGAAAGUACUUUGAAAGAAGUAUUGAAAGAUGUUUGGAGCAGUCGAAAAGUUUGUGAAGAAUUAGAUCAUCGAUUAGGGACCAAAAUACCAAAAAUUGGAUGGUUUUGGAGAAGUUAUGCGGUGAAAACAGAUAUUGAUGAUGAUUGUGAUAAACCUGGAACAAGUAGAAGAUUUGACGAGGAGCAGGAAGACAAAAAGUGGGUUUUUUGAGAUUAUUAGCAAAGAUUGUGAAUAUUUCUGUUUAAAAAUAACUAGAAAGAGUGUCGUUAUAAAUACAAAGUUUUUUAGAAAUGACAAAAAAUGACCGUCCCGAAUGUAACUCACGUUAAAAAAAACUAGAAAUGCUCGAAUGCACAAUUACAUUUUUUAAAUAAUAAAAAAAAGUGCCACGUCAUAAAUAGUUCACGUCUCAUAAAAAUUACAGUAUUUUUUCCAGAUAUAAAUAUUCGAAUGGUCUCGAUGCUCCGGAAGAAAUCGAUUUUACAGCAAUAGAUGAGGAUUCUCUUCGAGAUCGGUUAGUUUUCUUGAUUCUAAAAGAGUUCAAAAAUCUGAAAUUGCAGGCUGGAGCAAAUCACAAAUUAUCUACGAACAGGUCAUUUUUAUUGUGUUUGGUGUGGUUCGUUAUUCGAUUCGCCUGAAGAUUUAGAAGAAAAUUGUCCCGGUGACACAAGGCAUGCACAUCAUGGUCUUGAUUGA